This is a messenger RNA of Limulus polyphemus (Atlantic horseshoe crab), 2573 nucleotides long. RefSeq names its product integrator complex subunit 10-like (gene IntS10). The coding region runs from base 392 to 2281 and encodes 629 amino acids. The transcript is spliced from 19 exons. Gene Ontology annotation, biological process: snRNA processing. Gene Ontology annotation, cellular component: integrator complex. The record is from RefSeq and is a predicted model, not a curated record. Lineage: Eukaryota; Metazoa; Arthropoda; Merostomata; Xiphosura; Limulidae.
UGUGUUUCGUUAUGAGGAUUCAUUCGAGUGAAUAAAAAUGUAUUUUUUUACAUAAACAAAACUUUUGUAAUUGGAUAAUAUUGUGGCAAAUGUAAACUGUAUUAAUACAAUAAUUUGAAUAGUCAAAACUUAAGUACAAAAGGUUAUGUUACGAUAGACCGUAUGAAAACACUGAAAAGUAGAGACAUAAGAGUGAAACUGAAAGUCGGGCAAAGAAGAAAAUUGUGUACUGUAAGCUGAAAUAUACAUGUACUGUUGUUGUAGGUGGCUGUAUUCAGUAUAGUACAUGCCAUUUUAAGCCUAUAAUAUUCUAAGUUUUUAGACACAUAAGGUUUAAUCUUGGGACAUCUGAACAAGAGGUGAAUAACUUAUUAUUCUGAAAUCAGCAAAUAUGAUGCCUUGUAGUGGGAGCCGUAUCCAGGCUAACGAGGAUUGUUCUGAUGCAACAUAUAUGAUUAAAAAAGCUAAGUCUUAUCAGAGCUCUGAUUCUUAUACUGCCCAGGCAUGGAUGUUAACUGCAAAGACUCUUUUUCCAAACAACUUUUCUGUGCAGUAUGAAGCAUAUGUUAUGGCAAAAGACCUAGGAAAUAUCAAGGAAGCUGCUUUCAAUUUGGAAGAAAUGUUUAAAUUAUUCCCUAAUGAAAACCAGCUUUGGGCAGAAAUUCAGAGAAUAGCUAUUGCUUUACGGAAAGACUCAAUGGAAAAAGAUGUAAUCUUUCUGAGAAAUCUGUUUGGUCUUGUACCACAUAACGUUCAGCAUCAGAUGUUGCUUUCUGUUGCAGAACGAAGUGAAGAUACUAUGGAACACUGUCAACUUAUGCUACUUUUAAUAAAGAAAUUCCCUGGCAAAGUAUCAGAACAUGGGGUCAAACUCCUGGAAACUUUGUUUGCAGCUGAGAAGUAUGGAAACUUUCAGUCUCCUUUCAACCCUGUUAGGAAGUUAGUAGUUUAUGAUGUCAUACCUUUGAUACUUCAGAAUAAAGACAUCCAAAUCCCCACUAAACAAAUGUAUCGUCUCUUGCAAAAAUCUGUGGAGUUCUAUGGUUGUUACAGCAGUCAGGAACAAGACAUUGAUAGUAAGACUGCUAAAAGUGGAUCACGAUCUGGGGACCUCACCAAAGAAGGAUCUAUUGAACAGCCAUGGACACACUUAUUUUCUCUUCUACAUGCUGCUGGCCGUAAACUGGGCUGGGAAUUAGUCGAGAUGUUUGCAGAGUGCUCGGAAACUCCCCACAACAGCGAUAGCCUGUGGCAACAGAUCAUGUCUUUUGUCCUUAGGAGAAAUCCUGUCCUCGCUAGCAGUGAGAUGAGCGAAGCCACGGCUGGAAGGAUAGGACACAGUGUUGAUGAUACAAAUUCCCUUAACAGCAAACAGGUUUUCUUCUGUACAAUUGUACUGUUUCUACAUUGUUUGUGUCAUUUCGGAGCUCAUAUCAAUCCAACAAGAAACCAAGGCUCAAAUCAAGGAGAGCCUCACUAUGUCCUUGUUGAGGGACUUGAACAACACAGGAAAAGCCAAGAUACUGAAAGCACGUCUUCAUCAAAGAGAAGAAAACUUGGAAAUGAGGUGAAUAAAGUACCAGUAAUAACACUGAGAAGAAAAGCAUCGGCAGAUACCAAAAUUGCUCUUACCCAGUCGUUCGUGACAGCCUUGAAGUGUUGGGAGCUUCUUCACAGUAACAACUACUUAGAAAAAGAACUUGGUCGUCUUUCAAAUCACCUUUGUUUAGACACCUGGCCUUGGUUUCAAGCUCUUAAUAUUGAUUCCUUGAUUUAUCAGGGGAUGCACCAAGAUGCUAUCAGCCACCUUCUCCGUAUCCAGAGAACCAGUGAUCAUGAUUUUCAGAAGAGCAAAGCCAAUCUCCAACUAGCCAGCUGUUACUAUAUACUUGGAAAAUUUUCAAUGGCUUGUGAAAGGUUACUAGAUGUGGUGAGUUCUUUGCCAAUAGCCAGUGGACACUCAGUAACCCAUACGACAGAAAGCAACUCUCUCUCUAAACACCAAUCAGGAAAAUCAGGAAGACAUUUGAGUUACCUGAGUUUUGAGAGAGGUGAACUUCUGCAGUAUUGUGUGAAGUUAUUAAUUACAUGUUUCAGGGAAAAGACAAUUUUAUCACCUGCUCAGAAUGACAUGGCCCUUGGCCAUAUGAUAGUUCUCUCACAAUUUGAUUGGCCACAAGAAGAAAAGCUUUUUCUUCAUAUUGUCAACAUAAUUAGAAAACAGGGAAGUUUCUGUUACAGUUUGUUCUUCAACUAUGUCAUCAGUAUCCUUUUCUGCUAGUAACAGAAAGGUUCAGCUUGAAAAAAAAAUCUUUACAAUAAAUCUGUUGAUGAAAUAUGCUUUUAGAGAAUUCUGCAGAAAAUAAGCUUUAAAACCAUCGUUGCUUAUGUUUUCCAAUUGCCCAUAAACUUCUUUGUAGAAAACAGUGAAAAUAUUUAAAAUUGUACAUAAGCAGUGACAAUCACCUUUUAAAUAUUCUGACAUAACAGAAACACAAAAUAACAGUAGUUACAUUACCAUAAGUUAAAUCUAAGCAAAGAGCAAAACAGUACUUCAGUUUGUAACUGCUAUC